AUGUCAGAACAACUGCCGCGUGACCCGGUUGCGGCUUCUGAGAACCGAAAGCCGUCGUUUCGUUUCGAUGCAGACAUUUUCAAACUCUGCACACGAUACUUGGAGGAGAACAACUAUCACGGCCUUGCAUUAAUUGCUCGCCAGAAGGGACUUCCUCCAUUCCUCCGUUUAAGAAUUUGGCCUAUUCUUUUGAAACAUCACCCUUUUGUCCUCAAUCCUUUCCUUCAACCUGAUAAUGACGUAUUGAACAAACCUAAACAUGACUCAGACCAGGACGAUCGAGCCGAGGGCCAGCUCAAUGACGAGGACAUUCGCUUUAAUAUCAAGAAAGAUCUUAAGAAGUACGUGCAACGUUUAAAGUACAACUCAUCGCCAGAUAUCAAUGAGAUCGAGAUGGAAAUGCUUGAAGUGUUAGAGAAAGCAAUUUUCAAGUUUGUAAAAAAAUGGGGAAAGAUCAUAAAAUACGACCAAGCAAUUACCUGGAUAGCAUUAGGGCUUGCUGAGUGGCUUCCACCAAUCGAGAACACACACUGGGUGCUUAUUGGAAGAGAUGUUUCUUCAUCGGACAACUUGUACAUCACCAAUAUCAUGGAUGAGUACUCCACUUAUAUCGAGAAUGUUCCUGACCUUGAGGACUAUUUGAACGAUGUUAUUGCGUCUCCUCAAAUGAAGUUUCUGGAUGUGUUUGAAAGAUUAGUCUUGGUCUUGUUGCAUUCGCCCGAGAAUCGCACACGUUCUCCAUCUUCAAAAGUUAACAAAACUACUUUACCUCUUAAUGGUGGUACUAUCGAAGAUCGGGUUUCUUUUUUCAUUUACUGUCUUCGUAAGCUCCUACCAGAAUUGUCAGACUAUUUUCAAGAAGAGCAGAUACUUAACAAGUUUGGAAGCAAUGACGACGAAUGGCUCAUAUGGUGGCUCAAGUGGUGUGGUUCCAAAGUAUGGUCUCGGAUGGACCGUGGCAGGAUAUGGGACAUGAUUUUAGGAUGGAGAUUACAGAAUCCUAAGAAGAGCACUGCCUAUUACCAAGACAAGUUGAAGUUGACUAAGCAUCAAUUAGAAAAAUUGGGUCCCGAUGUGUUUUGGUCGGUGAGCCAACAUGAUGAAGAGACGGUAGAUGAACGUGGAGAGCCCGACGAGUUCAAGAAAUCUGAUUCUUUCAAGGACUUACUCCAUGGUCUAUCGAUGGCCAACAUAUCGGCCAGCAGUUCCAAUACAAAUCUGCCACUGGAAAGUACGUCGCCGUUAUUGACACCUACGAGAAGGCUGUCGUCAUCUUCCACAUCAUUAUCGGAAGGGAUAGAUGAUAUGAACAUCCCAUUUUCACGGCUUGACCCACACAUUGAGCUCGUCUUCAUAUCACUUGCAUUGCUCAAGUCGAAGGAAGGCACUUUAGUAGAACUUGACCAGCAUGAGAUUCGUCAAUUCUUGUCACGGUUACCAACCAAGUCUUACAACUAUACUACCAGGUAUCAAAAGUACAAGCAAAUGAAGAUGGAAAAGGAAAAAGAGGAAGACAAUGGGAAUGGCAGUGUUAGCAGCGAAGCCAGCAAUAGUGAUGGAGGCAGUCAGAUCAUCACAAAUGAUAAUGCUAAUAGUCGCCGAUACGAUUUCAUGGAUAACGUUGUGAAUGAAGCUGGAGAGCUUUGGCGAAAAUGGUUUUGGCUGGAAGCAGUCGAUAACGAGUAG
This is a messenger RNA of Meyerozyma guilliermondii ATCC 6260, 1686 nucleotides long. RefSeq lists its product as uncharacterized. The transcript has a single exon. The coding region runs from base 1 to 1686 and encodes 561 amino acids. NCBI's taxonomy places the organism in Eukaryota, Fungi, Ascomycota, Pichiomycetes, Serinales, Debaryomycetaceae. The record is from RefSeq and is a predicted model, not a curated record.